AUGUUUGGAUACUUGAUUCAAGGUAGACCUGUUACACCUACAGUACAACAACUAUCACCUCAAAAAUAUUUCUUUCAAAUUGAAGAUGCUUCAUCUGUACAUAAUUUCGCUGUCUUUUUAACUGAAUUAAACUUUCCAGAUGGAUAUGGAGCAGCUAUUUAUUUGGCAUAUGCACCAUUUCAAGAAUGGAAGUAUUUAGGACACAUUAAUAAAAAUAAACCGAGUGCAUUCUUUAGAAUCGUCCAAGAAGGUGACCAAACCAUGAUGUUUGAUCAAUCAAAACAAACUGCACAGGUUGGUAUAUCCAUCGAAACAGAGGCUGAAAUCAUGUCCAAGGUAAAGACAAAUACUGGUAAUGAAAACAUGGUAUUCAAACCUGCAGAUUUCAAACAAUUUGCCUUUAAAAUGUGUCACAAUUUUGUAAAUUAUAUUCAAUCGUUUGCUGGAACUACUGGCGUACCUCCUAAUCUAAUCCCUGCCAAUUCAGUUGAUAAAUGGUAUCAAAAUUUCCAAAGAAAAUUACAAAAUGAUAUUUUAUUUUGGAAAGAAUCCUAG
Molecule: messenger RNA, 555 nt
Organism: Cavenderia fasciculata
Lineage: Eukaryota; Evosea; Eumycetozoa; Acytosteliales; Cavenderiaceae
Product: OPI10 family protein
Exons: 2
Coding region: 1-555 (184 amino acids)
Biological process (GO): protein import into nucleus
Cellular component (GO): cytosol; nucleus
Molecular function (GO): nuclear import signal receptor activity
Source: RefSeq, a predicted model, not a curated record